Messenger RNA from Fomitiporia mediterranea MF3/22, 201 nucleotides. RefSeq lists its product as uncharacterized. The coding region runs from base 1 to 201 and encodes 66 amino acids. The record is from RefSeq and is a predicted model, not a curated record. The transcript is spliced from 2 exons. Lineage: Eukaryota; Fungi; Basidiomycota; Agaricomycetes; Hymenochaetales; Hymenochaetaceae.
AUGCAACGCAGAUCACGCGUUGCCGAUGUCGAUACGCAUGUCUUAUACACGUCUUCGUACCCAUGUCCUCCAUCAGCUUUCGAAGCGAAUCACGGUGUUCGCUGGUGGAAGAUAUUCGCGAGGAUAACGACAACGAACAGUCCGGAGUUGACCGAAAUAGGUUUACAUAGGAUAGACGUUGUCUUCCAUCUUGGGCGCUGA